This is a messenger RNA of Marchantia polymorpha subsp. ruderalis, 2175 nucleotides long. The record is from the annotation of a GenBank genome assembly. Lineage: Eukaryota; Viridiplantae; Streptophyta; Marchantiopsida; Marchantiales; Marchantiaceae.
GAUGUCUGAAACGAAAUGUCGGCAGAUUUCGUACCUGGCAUAGACAAAGACAUACUUGGAGUGCCCCUCGUCGAAUCGCUGAAAAGAAAAAUCCUUUGAUAGAUGAGACUCUUGAAGCACUUCGGCAUUCAAGAGGCUCAAGAGUCGCCGAUGCUAAAGUGAGUCCGAUCUGAAAUUCGGCGAAAUACUGAAGAGUGAAAAUGGCUGAGGGGAGGAGAAGGAUGACAUGGUGGUCGGAGUUUCAGCAUGCAGCAGUCAGAUUUAAGAACAUUCCCAUGAGGCAUGGUAAUACCGGAAACGAUUUGAAGGGGAACAGUGAGGAUGGCGGAAGCUCAUUGGAAAGAAAACUGGGGUUGUGGGAUCUCAUCCUGUUAGGCAUUGGCGCAUCUAUUGGUGCUGGGAUUUUCGUCGUCACCGGUACUGUGGCGCAGGAUGCUGGACCUGGUGUUGUGCUGAGUUUUCUGCUGGCAGGAGGAGCUUCCAUAUUGAAUGCUCUCUGCUAUGCGGAACUUUCUAGUAGAUUCCCUGCCCAUGUUGGAGGAGCUUAUCUAUAUGCAUAUUUUACUUUCAAUGAGCUGACUGCAUUUAUUGUCUUUGUAAAUGUAAUGUUUGACUAUCACAUCGGAGCUGCAAGUGUAAUCCGGAGUCUUGCUAGUUACCUUGCGACUCUCCUGAAGCUCAUUCCAGCUUUCAGCAUCCUUCCUGAAGUUUUCGGACCCGGAGGCAAAGAAUUUUAUGGAGGCUGGGUAUCUAUUAACCUGAUGGCCCCCAUCUUGCUCACCAUUAUCACAUUUGUUCUAUGUCAAGGCGUCCGCGAGUCAGCGAUAGUCAAUGGUGUCAUGACUGUCACCAAAAUUGUUAUAGUUCUCCUGGUAGUACUUGCGGGUUCUUUUGAAGUUGAUGUGUCAAACUGGACGCCUUUUGCACCAUUCGGUUUGCCGGCCAUUGUGCAAGGAGCGACCGUCGUAUUUUUUGCCUACGUGGGAUUUGAUGCUGUUGCGAAUUCUGCAGAAGAGACCAAGCAUCCGCAGAAAGACUUGCCGCGAGCAAUAAUCAUCAGUGUGUUGAGUUGUGCACUUCUGUAUGUUGCGGUCUGUCUCGUUGUCACAGGCAUGGUUCCUUAUUAUGAACUUGAUGCUGCUGCUCCUUUAACAUCAGCUUUUAUCAGUAAAGGUCUCAACUUUAUGAGUAGCCUGAUCGGGGUUGGUGCAGUAGCCGGUCUGACGACUACCGUGCUUAUUGGUCUCUAUGUACAGUCGAGGCUGUAUCUAGGGGUUGGACGAGAUGGAUUACUUCCUUCCCUUUUCGCAAAAGUCAAUUCAAAACACCACACACCAGUUAUUGCACAAAUCUGGGUGGGGAUAGUAGCAGGCGUCUUGGCCACAUUUAUCAACGUCAGCCACCUGUCACACAUUCUCUCUGUUGGAAUUCUGAUCGGAUACUCUGUCGUAUGUGCAUGUGUUGUGGUUUUGAGAGUACUCCCUGAGGAGCAGUGGCGAUCCGAUGAAAGACAAGGCGGUGCAAAGGAUGUUAGAAGAACUCAGGGUGCUGUAGGAUGUACUCUCGUCACUGCUGCUUUGGGUUUUGCAAUUGGUUUGUGUUAUCGAUACGGUGCACAUCCAGCUUUUGCCAUCAGUCUCCUACUGUUGGAGCUUUUAUGCGCAGUUCCCAUGUAUACGCAUCAGGAAUAUUUCGAACCCUCUGGAUUCGCUUGUCCAGCCGUGCCGACUCUACCAUUAUUCAGCAUUCUGGUCAACAUGUUUUUAUUUGCUCAGCUACACUGGGAGGCUUGGGUACGGUUCGCAGUUGUAACUUUGUUGGCUUUGAUAUUAUAUGGCGUUUAUGGACAGUUCCAUUCAACAAUUGAAACGGUACAGGACAAAGGAUCAUCUCAGUAUCUUAAAGCCCCUGAUGGCGAUGGUGAAAGUGCCUACAUUACUUAAUUAAUCUAUUUUAUUCUGUGACCGGCCAGGGCACUAAAUUGACCAAGUCACUGCUCAUUGCCCGACCUUGUGUAGACAACAUAUAGACCGAAGUCAAUAUGCCUGUAAAUAUGUUUCUUAGGAAAAAUAUACCGCCUGUCUUUAAAAGUUUGGGUGUUUUGAAAGUAUGUGUCAACGUUUGUCAUUGCCUAAUGCCAGAUACAAAUAUGAAAUACGCAACACUUCCAUUUUC